GAAAACGUCAGCUUACUGUUCAAGUUGUACUGCCUCACGGUGAUGACCCUGGUUGCUGCGGCGUACACGGUCACACUGCGGUACACGAGAACGGUGGAGACAGAACUGUACUUCUCAACGACGGCUGUGUGCAUCACCGAAGUCAUCAAGUUGCUCUUGAGUGUGGGCAUCUUGGCUAAAGAAACUGGAAGUGUGGCAAGGUUAAUAACAUCUUUAAAAGAAAAUGUAUUCGGAAGUCCUAUAGAAUUGCUAAAAUUAAGUGUUCCUUCAUUGGUGUAUGGUUUCCAAAACAAUAUGGCAUUUGUGGCUCUUAGCAACUUGGAUGCGGCAGUCUACCAG
Eurypyga helias (sunbittern) is the source of this 339-nucleotide messenger RNA. RefSeq names its product CMP-sialic acid transporter-like. NCBI's taxonomy places the organism in Eukaryota, Metazoa, Chordata, Aves, Eurypygiformes, Eurypygidae. The transcript is spliced from 2 exons. Gene Ontology annotation, cellular component: Golgi membrane. Gene Ontology annotation, biological process: pyrimidine nucleotide-sugar transmembrane transport. Gene Ontology annotation, molecular function: pyrimidine nucleotide-sugar transmembrane transporter activity. The record is from RefSeq and is a predicted model, not a curated record. The annotation marks the transcript as partial.